Anisakis simplex (herring worm) is the source of this 273-nucleotide messenger RNA. The record is from the annotation of a GenBank genome assembly. Lineage: Eukaryota; Metazoa; Nematoda; Chromadorea; Rhabditida; Anisakidae.
AUGGAAGUAUGGAAAUUGAUGUUCUGGGUAUCUAAACUCUGUCCUCCUCCUCUGUGGACUGCUGAUAGUGUGUGUUUGCCUGUGGGCGUGUGUGCGCGCCAGUGUGGUUUCUUAUUACGGUCGAUCAAGAUGGCCAACAGGUGGUUUGCAAAGAAGGCCCUGGAAUUAGUUUUGGAAGAGAGGGAAGUAUUUGAUGAUGAUGAAGAGGGAGAGGAUUCAGAAGAAGAGGUUUCAGAAAUUAAAGAUAAUUAUUUCUUAAAAUUCGGAGUCUGA